Spirometra erinaceieuropaei is the source of this 423-nucleotide messenger RNA. The record is from the annotation of a GenBank genome assembly. Lineage: Eukaryota; Metazoa; Platyhelminthes; Cestoda; Diphyllobothriidea; Diphyllobothriidae.
AUGCUGUACGGAGCGGAGACCUGGACUGUGUACACUAAGCAAGCACGACGACUUAACCACUUCCACCUGAGCUGUCUUCGUCGGAUCCUGAGGCUGAACUGGCAGGAUCGAAUCCCCGACAGAGAUGUGCUGGAACGGACGCGAAUCCUCAGCAUCUACAGCAUGCUGAGACAAUUGCAGCAGCGCUGGAGCGGACAUCAGGUGCGUAUGGAUGACGAGCGACUACCGAAACGACUCUUCCACGGAGAGGUCGCCACCGGUUCUCGCCGUCAAGGAGGCCAAAUUCGUCGUUACAAGGAUACCCUAAAGUCCUCCCUGAAGCGCCUGCAAAUCAACUCGACCAACUGGGAAGAGCUCGCCCGCGAUUGUCCGACAUGGAGGAGAACAGUGAAGACGGGCGCUGCUAUCUACGAAGCCAACUGA